Messenger RNA from Magnolia sinica, 1690 nucleotides. Its product is annotated as transcription initiation factor TFIID subunit 15b-like. The transcript is spliced from 6 exons. Lineage: Eukaryota; Viridiplantae; Streptophyta; Magnoliopsida; Magnoliales; Magnoliaceae. The record is from RefSeq and is a predicted model, not a curated record. The coding region runs from base 76 to 1410 and encodes 444 amino acids. Gene Ontology annotation, molecular function: RNA binding.
CUCUCUCUCUCUCUCUCUCUCUCAGAAAAGAAGCUAUUUUCUUCUGAAAGAGAAAAAUCUCCUAAUAUCGAAACCAUGUCUGGGAUGUACGGGUCCGGCGGAGCGGGCGACUCUGCUCCGCCUCCCCGUGGCGGCGGCGGCUACGGUAGAGGCGGAGGCGGAGGAUAUGGUGGAAAUUCUCAGAACCGAGGCGGCGGAGGAUACGGAGGAGGAGGAGGAGGAGGAGGAGGAGGAGGAGGAGGUUAUCAAGGCGGCAGUGGAGGAUAUGGAGGAGGAGGAGGGUAUCAAGGCGGCGGCGAUCGAGGGAACCGAGGCGGUGGAGGAAAUCGGGGUGGCGGUCGUGGCGGUGGCAGCGGCAGUGGCAGAGAUGGCGACUGGCUAUGCCCUAACUCUAGCUGUGGGAAUCUGAACUUUGCAAGAAGAACUGAAUGUAAUAAAUGUGGUACUCCGAGUCCUGCUGGAGCAGGAGAUCAGGGCGGCGGCGGCUAUAAUAGAGGAGGAGGAGGAGGAGGAGGAGGUAGUGGUGGGAACCGUGGUGGAAGAGGUGGCAGUUACAGCAGCGGCGGCGGAGGAAGGGGUGGUUCUUAUGGCAGGGAAGAUAGUGGAUAUGCUCAGGUUCCUCCCCCUCAACCGGCUUCUUAUGGUGGUGCAGGUGCAGGUGGAAAUUACCCCCCACCCCCAAAUUCUUAUGGUGGAAAUAGUAAUUAUGGUUCCGAGCCAGUUCUUCCGCCAAGCUAUGCUGGUGGUGGGCCCAAUUCAUACCCUCCGAGCUAUGGUGCUCCUCCAAAUAGUUAUGGUGGAGAUGGGUCAGGUGAUAUGUGGGGGAGUGGCCGAGGAGGGCCACCGGUUGUAGCUCCUGGCCGGGAUGGUGGCGCCCCCCCUCGACCACCAGUUGGUGGCUAUGGUGGUGCUCCGUUGGAUCCUCCAGCGAAGAUUAAGCAAUGUGAUGGGAAUUGUGAUGAUACAUGUGACAACUCUCGAAUUUACAUAUCAAAUUUGCCGCCGGAUGUUAAUUCGGACGAAUUGAGAGAACUUUUUGGAGGGAUUGGGCAGGUUGGAAGAAUUAAGCAGAAGCGAGGUUACAAAGAUCAGUGGCCUUGGAAUAUAAAGAUAUACACAGAUGAUGGUGGAAAGAGCAAAGGAGAUGCUGUUCUGUCUUAUGAAGAUCCCUCUGCAGCCCAUUCUGCAGGUGGAUUUUAUAACAAUUAUGACUUGAGGGGCUACAAGAUUAACGUUGCAAUGGCGGAGAAGUCUGCGCCCAGGGCUCCACCUGCCUAUGGCCAUGGUGGGGGAGGUAGAGGUGGUUAUGGUGGUGGUGGUGGGGACAGGCGCAGAGACAAUUACAGGGAUGGUGGAGGUUCUGGCCCUGACAGGCAUCACCACGGGGGGCAAAGGUCACGUCCGUACUGAAGAAUCCAUAUUUAAGAGUUGCAGUGACAAGCAUUUCAUGUUAACUAAGAGUGUCAAAAGAGGGAAUUCUCUCAAUUGGUAUUCGCAAGGUUGUACCGGAACCAGAGACUUAAAAGGUAGGUUAUGUGCUCUUCCGAGCAAGAACACCCCCCAUUCGUCUCCUUUGUUUUGCUCUUUUCUUCUACAAGUUGGAGGGUUUUGAUAGAUUGGCUUGAGAAAUUAAUUUGAACUAUGUGAAUGUUUUUAUAGAGGCAAGUGGAUAAUCUCCAAAUUGCUGGUA